AUGGGGAUCCUUCACAAGUGCUUUGGAGGCUGUGGUUCGGCUUCUCGAAAACAACCUUCCGCGUCAAUAGAAUAUUUGUGCCAUCGCUUUUCUCUCGCGCAACUUCGGAAAGCCACCGACGACUUUGACGAGAGCCGGAAGAUCGGUGAAGGGCCCUACGGUGUAGCGUACAGAGCCUGCAUCUCCAUCAAUGGCGAACUGAAAGAUACUGCAGUGAAGCAGCUGCGACUCCAAGCAGCGAUUUCAGCAGAGGGGCUCUCACUGUGUGAGAAAGAUAUCAUAUUUACGUGCCAGCUACGCCACCCGAAUCUGUUGUCACAGAAUAGAGAGCAAGUCGCCAAUUCAACCGUGGAAGAAAAGGCUAGAGAGAUCAGUAUAGGGGUGGCGCGUGGAUUACACUACCUUCACUCAGGAACCAAGCGCACCAUCCUUCAUCGUAAUAUAAAAUCGGCUGCCAUUCGUUUGGACGAGAAUUGGGUUCCCAAACUCACAUUUUUGGGGUUCUCUGUAAAAGGACCGAAAUUUUCUGAAAAGGAAGCCAAACCAAUACGGUUGGAAUACUUUGAAGGCCCUAUGGGAUACAUGGCUCCCGAGUGCUUUAGUGGCACUAAUGUCUCCUAUAAAUGUGAUGUCUAUUCUUUUGGGAUAGUUUUGUUAGAACUCAUUUGCGGAAAGACUUUAUCCCAAAUGGCUCAGCAUAAGGGGCAUCAUAUUGAUGAGAAUGCAAAUGUUUUCCCAUUUGCAUUCAGUGUAGUUAAGGAAGUACGUGAUUUGGUAGAAACAGGAAGAGUUGAGGGAAUUAUUGAUGAGGGUUUGGUGGGAGAAAUAGGAGGAGAGUGCUGGAAAUUGUAUGUGGACAUUACAGAGAGCUGCUUGAGAGAAGAUCCCAAUGAGAGGCCUGAUAUGGGAGAUGUUGAAGUGCAGCUUGAACAUCUAUUGCAACUGCUGGAGGAAGCAGAUUCUAUAACCACACUUCCUUAA
Molecule: messenger RNA, 981 nt
Organism: Neltuma alba
Lineage: Eukaryota; Viridiplantae; Streptophyta; Magnoliopsida; Fabales; Fabaceae
Product: receptor-like protein kinase ANXUR1
Exons: 2
Coding region: 1-981 (326 amino acids)
Biological process (GO): protein autophosphorylation
Cellular component (GO): plasma membrane; plasmodesma
Molecular function (GO): transmembrane receptor protein tyrosine kinase activity; ATP binding
Source: RefSeq, a predicted model, not a curated record